Molecule: messenger RNA, 1440 nt
Organism: Impatiens glandulifera
Lineage: Eukaryota; Viridiplantae; Streptophyta; Magnoliopsida; Ericales; Balsaminaceae
Product: adenylyl-sulfate kinase 3-like
Exons: 8
Coding region: 114-1019 (301 amino acids)
Biological process (GO): sulfate assimilation
Molecular function (GO): ATP binding; adenylylsulfate kinase activity
Source: RefSeq, a predicted model, not a curated record
CUUCUCCUUCAUCUUCAUCUUCUUUUCCCUAUAAUUUCGAUUUCGUCACCUUCUCUAGCUGAACCACGAUAUGGGUCUGUAAGAAAAGAAGGAAAUAAGUGGGCAUAAACGAAAUGCAGAUGAUUGCGACAGGGAAUUGGUCGGUUAUAGGUUCUAAGAACUUUCGGGCAUCGUAUUUCGGCUUCUCGAGGCUUGCGGCGGCGGUUAAUAGUUCCGUGGUCUGUAAGAGCUUGGGGAUUGGCUGCGCGGAUGUAAGAUCAAUAUUUCUCUGUCCGAUUAGGGUAAUGGAGGUUUCUAAAACUUUAUGCGUGAACGAGGAAGCAGCAGACGACUGUUUUCCAUGUUUAAGCCAUUCAGAUGAUAAGUUAUUGGGGAAUGAUCCUGAUUACGGUAACAAUAAUGGGUGUGUGUCUACAAAUAUUGUUUGGCACAAAUGUUCUGUUGAAAAAGUUGACAGGCAAGAAUUGCUUAAGCAGAAGGGUUGUGUCAUCUGGAUCACCGGUCUCAGUGGUUCAGGAAAGAGCACAGUUGCAUGUGCCAUAAGUCGUGGAUUGCACGCCAGAGGGAAGUUAACAUAUGUACUUGAUGGUGAUAAUGUCCGUCAUGGUCUAAACCGUGAUCUUAGUUUCAAAGUAGAGGAUCGUGCAGAAAAUAUACGAAGAAUCGGAGAGGUGGCAAAGCUUUUUGCUGAUUCAGGAGUUAUUUGUAUUGCUAGUUUAAUUUCUCCUUACAUUAAGGACCGAGAUGCUUGUCGUUCACUGCUCCCACAAGGAGAUUUCGUCGAGGUGUUUAUCGAUGUUCCUCUACCAAUAUGUGAAGCUCGAGACCCGAAAGGCUUGUACAAACUUGCAAGAUCUGGGAAAAUAAAAGGUUUCACGGGUAUCGAUGAUCCAUAUGAGCGACCUGUAAACUGUGAGAUAACUUUAGUCCCCAAGACUGAUGGGGUUUGCGAUUCGCCGGAUGAUAUGGCUGGAAAGGUAAUAUCUUAUCUGGAGGAAAAAGGGUAUCUUCAAGCAUGAUCGAACUCGAGGUUUAAAUUCCAUUGGAAAGUUCUAACAUCAUAAUUGGCUCUGCACAUAAUUGCAAAUGCCGAAAAUCUUAAAACAGGAAACUAGUCGUUUCCUGUUCUAAUAGAUUGGUUGGUCAAUUGGUCUGUAUUUGGUGUAUGAUUUGUAAAUACAAGUAUGCUCUCCCUUAGCAUGCUAGUAUCUUUAUUCGUUGCAGUUUUUUCUUCUUUUUUCCAUGUGUGUUGUUUAGAUUUAUGAAGACUGUGUUGGCUGGUUUCUCAUUGACACUGAUUUGAUGUGUUUGUUCUGGAUGUGGUUGAUCUUUAUGCAUUUUAAUUAAUAUUAGAACAAUUUGCUAUAUGAAAAAGAAAAUUUGUGAGAAAGAACUUUUAACUUGUUCAAAGUUUAUGGUAAUCUAUCUUCUUUGGAAACA